Molecule: messenger RNA, 1412 nt
Organism: [Torrubiella] hemipterigena
Lineage: Eukaryota; Fungi; Ascomycota; Sordariomycetes; Hypocreales; Clavicipitaceae
Source: the annotation of a GenBank genome assembly
CCGGCAGUCAGUCGCCCGCUCCAACGACAUGUUGUCGCAUCGACGUUGAUCCCAUCUCUACCACCUUGUGUAGCAAAACUAUCAAAGACAAUCGAUCAAAUAAUCGCAAGCGGACGACAUGGCUGCUCUUACCGAAGCCCAGAUCGAGCACAUCGAGCUGCUGGAGAAGCUCGACACUCACGCCAUCCACAAGUCGUUCCGAAGCGCCAACUGGAAACCAAACCAGCGCCGAAACAAGAACCUCAAAGCCAUUGUUGGCGAUGCGACAAAACGAGAAGCCUCUGCUAUGGCUACUCCCCAAGAUGGCAGCGGCAAUGUUACUCCAGGAGCUGAUGGCGGCCUAUCCACGAGCGGUACUACGACACCAGCAAUGAGCAGCAACGGCAGAGAUCAACCUAACUUAGCACAAGCAUCACAGAGCCUAUCGAAGCUGGUUUUGGAAAAGUCUCUUAAGCCUCCAGGUAUUGCUGGCAGCGCGCCGUCUGCUACAUACACAAACAUCGAAUCUGCGCCGUCGCUUGCGCAUCCCAAGCACUACUGCGACGUCACCGGUUUGCCAGGUCCUUACAUGGAUCCAAAGAGCCGAUUGCGAUAUCAUAACAAGGAGAUCUUUGGAUUUAUCCGAUCUGUACCGCAAUCAACAGCGGAGUUGUACCUCGAGGCUCGCGGAGCUCACACAAUUCUCAAAUAGACGAAGGGGCACAAGACAAAAAGUAUGCCGUGUCUUGUUGUGUAACGGGACACGCCGCUGGCGUUUGGGAUACGUUUUUUUUUGGUUCUUUACAUUGCGGGCGUUGGUUAUUCCAUAGAGCAUUAUGAAUUUUAUCUUUGUUAACAAACUACUGGUUUACAAAACUGUCCGACCAACAAAGUCAAGCUUCGACUAUGCACCCUCCACCUUUCGACGGAGGGAUGGCAGUUGACGCUCCGGCUUAAUCGUGAUCAUGUAAUAAGUCUGUUCUUUGCCAAAAAAGAUUCGACGGAUACCGAAAGAGACAUGGACUGUCCCUCAGUUGCCAAAGCAAAGCUAAGGCUGUCGAGGCAUGAGUUGCUUCACAUUUCGACCACGUACGAAGAUGGUCGGUUCAGAAGUGAGUCCCUCACAAGGGAUUGACCUACCGUUUGUAGCUUCGCGGGCAUUAAAAAGACAGACGCUUCGGCGUAGUUAACAACAGCCUCACCCAUCCAGCCAAAUACUUGACAUAGUGUCAUGGCGCUUGACGGAAGCCUGGGAGCAUGAGCAGGUCGUAGUGGCCAUCUAGGUGGUGACAGAUUGCCACCAAUACUAUUGCUUUGUUUGCAGGCACAUCGUCAGUAAGCGUAUCAGUUACACAUUACAGUGUGUAGUUUUUGCCUCUCGAGCUCGUAACUGUUCCCGCUGUCGGCAACGGCCUUUGAAAGGGGGAUAGCCG